UCUCUCUCUCGGCCUCGCACAUGUUCUUUUGAGGAAAAAGCGGAACAAAAAUGCCUCCGAAAACAGCCUCUAAAACACAAAAGACCCAGCCCAAGACCCAGAAAGCCAAAGCCCCGGCUAGUAAGCAGCCAGUGAAGACCACUGGGGCCGAAAAGAAGAAGCAAAUAACCGGGAAGAAGGUAACAACAGGAAAGAAAACUGGAGCCCAAGCAGCAGCAGCUGCUAAAGCAACAGCUCUCAAAGCAAAGAAGGCUGUACUUAAGGGAACCCAAACGAAACACAAAAAGAAGAUCCGUACCAAGGUCCACUUUCACCGCCCCCACACCCAGCGUCCUCGCCGCUCGCCCAAAUAUCCUCGUAAAUCAGCACCGAGUCUGAACAAGCUUGACCACUAUGCCAUUUUGAAGUAUCCACUCACGACCGAAUCUGCAAUGAAGAAGAUUGAGGAUAAUAACACACUUGUGUUCAUUGUUGAUAUUCGUUCCAAUAAGCCAAAGAUCAAGAUGGCUGUCAAGAAGAUGUAUGAUAUUGACGUUGCUAAAGUCAAUACUUUAAUAAGGCCUGACGGAUUAAAGAAAGCUUACGUGAGAUUAGCUCCUGAUUAUGAUGCCUUGGAUGUUGCUAAUAAAAUCGGUAUUAUUUGAACAGUAUUAUUAUUAUUAUUAUCGUUUUCUUUGUCAAAUCUUAAACUUUAAAUUUUAAACGAGAAGAGGCCAUUC
Molecule: messenger RNA, 719 nt
Organism: Amphimedon queenslandica
Lineage: Eukaryota; Metazoa; Porifera; Demospongiae; Haplosclerida; Niphatidae
Product: 60S ribosomal protein L23a-like
Exons: 4
Coding region: 51-644 (197 amino acids)
Biological process (GO): translation
Cellular component (GO): ribosome
Molecular function (GO): rRNA binding; structural constituent of ribosome
Source: RefSeq, a predicted model, not a curated record